CGCAGGCCAGGAGGACGCGGAAGUGACGUUGGUCAGCGCGGCGAGGCUGCAACCGCCGGGCAGGGCUGCUGUGUAGACGCCGGGCGCUGGCGUGUCGGGAUCCGCUCCGCACGAAGCCGAGCCGUCUCCUUUGGAAGAAUGGAAGCGGACGCGUCUGUGGACAUGUUUUCCAAAGUCCUGGAGAACCAGUUGCUUCAGAGCACCAAACUGGUGGAAGAACAUCUGGAUGCCGAGAUUCAGAAGCUGGACCAGAUGGACGAGGAUGACCUGGAGCGGCUCAAGGAGAAGAGACUCGAGGCGCUGCGCAAAGCUCAGCAGCAGAAACAAGAAUGGCUCUCUAAAGGACACGGGGAAUACAGAGAAAUUCCCAGUGAGAGAGACUUUUUUCAAGAAGUCAAGGAGAGUAAAAACGUGGUUUGCCAUUUCUACAGAGAUUCUACAUUCAGGUGUAAAAUACUCGACAGACAUCUGGUGAUACUGUCCAAGAAACAUCUUGAGACAAAGUUUCUGAAGCUGAAUGUGGAGAAAGCACCUUUCCUUUGUGAGAGACUGCGCAUCAAAGUCAUUCCCACACUGGCACUGGUGAAGGACGGGAAGACGAAAGAUUAUGUUGUCGGAUUUACGGACCUAGGAAAUUCAGAUGACUUCACCACAGAAACUUUGGAGUGGAGGCUUGGGUGCUCUGAUAUUAUUAACUACAGUGGAAACUUAAUGGAGCCACCGUUUCAGAACCAAAAGAAAUUCGGAACAAACUUCACAAAGGUGGAAAAGAAAACUAUCCGAGGUGGAAAGAAAUACGAUUCAGACUCUGAUGAUGACUAGAGCUCAGUAGUCUUUGUAAAUUGUUGUUUUAUUUCUACUUACUUUUUUAAUGUGUUUUUAAACUUC
Messenger RNA from Ochotona princeps (American pika), 888 nucleotides. RefSeq names its product thioredoxin domain containing 9 (gene TXNDC9). The record is from RefSeq and is a predicted model, not a curated record. The transcript is spliced from 5 exons. Gene Ontology annotation, cellular component: cytoplasm. Gene Ontology annotation, biological process: microtubule cytoskeleton organization. NCBI's taxonomy places the organism in Eukaryota, Metazoa, Chordata, Mammalia, Lagomorpha, Ochotonidae. The coding region runs from base 139 to 822 and encodes 227 amino acids.